AUGCAUGCAGCACAGCUGAACCCAGAUAGACACAGAAAUAGAGCUACUGCCGUCGGCAUUCAAGAGGACUUCGCGUCUGUGCCACCUAGCCGUGGACGACCAAGUCCUCGCUCGAGGUUGAGAUCAAACCGACAAGGCUCAGAAGAGGAAGAAGAAGAAGAAGCGGACAGUGCACCUCCCAGGCAACAAGAAAAUGGCGCCGGUAUCAAGUCGCCGGUGGACCAUCCCCAUCCGCGCUCCAACUCGGCGAGAAUCAACCUUGUAUCGCCACAACUCCUGACCGACGACUUCAGCUAUUGGGUUAGUAUCGCAGAAGGCCAUUCUUUGCCGGACACGAACGGGCGCAAUCGAGAGUCGGACGGAGGUGUGGAUCUCAGGCCUUCACUUGUUCCUUCUGACCAUGCGAUUGCCAAUAUCAGACCCAGUAUACAACGAGUUACAGAGCAUCUGGCAACGCCCUCCCCUGCUUCUCCUCAGGUACUUGCUGAAGUGCACCAGACCUCUCCGCAACGCAGCAUACUAGCUUCUCCCAGCAGAACCCAAAGGCUGGAGGCUGACGGACCUGACGUCUCAGCCAUCUUCAAGUUCGAGCGACAUUCAUCAAACCUAGCCAACCGUGCUGGUCGUUUGUUGGCCAUGGAUGAAGGACAACCUCGUUUCUACGGUGCAGCCAGCAGCCUUUCUUUGGCCCCAAAUGGGAACUUCCCUUUAUUUACGCCAUUGAUCCGGACGGUCCGUGUCCAUGGCGCUACUGCCCUGGAACAAAAUGGCCUUGCGUGGCCCGGAGACGUCCGCUAUGAGAGCUACCUCCUGGCACAGUUUUUCAGAUAUCACAACCCGUAUCUCCAAGAGGUAGAUAAAGGCACUUUCUUCAUGGAGAAAGCAAAGUAUGACCAGGGACAAAAGAGCCAUUUAUACUCGCCAACUCUUUACAGUGCAAUGUGCGUAUAA
Fonsecaea nubica is the source of this 951-nucleotide messenger RNA. RefSeq lists its product as hypothetical. The transcript has a single exon. Lineage: Eukaryota; Fungi; Ascomycota; Eurotiomycetes; Chaetothyriales; Herpotrichiellaceae. The record is from RefSeq and is a predicted model, not a curated record. Bases 1 to 951 code for a protein of 316 amino acids.